GGCUGGGGCGGGCUUUCCGGGUUUUAAACUUGGCUUCCUCCAUCCCGCCCUCUCCUGCUCGUGGGCUCCUGCGCAUACUGUGCCGUCCCGGAGGAGGUGAGGCGUCUGUCCUUCAGGGAUCCCCCCAGACCUGGCAUGGAGAGCUUGGAGGAGUGCGGAGAGGACGCCGCGCUGGAGCCCUGCAGGACCCCCCAGGCCUCCGUGACAUUCAAGGAUGUGGCCGUGGACUUCACCUGGGAGGAGUGGAGGCUCCUGGACCCUCCCCAGAAGGAGCUGUUUUGGGAGGUGAUGCUGGAGAACUACAGGAACCUGGUCUGCCUGGGCCUUGCUGAUUCAAACAAGGAUGUGAGGAUCUCUGAGCUGGAGUCAGGGGAACCACAUUGGAUUCCAACUGGUGGUGUCCUAAGAAGCUGCUGGCCAGGUUGGGAAUCCAGGCCUCAGAACAAGGAGUCAGCUCCCAAGAUGAGUAUUUCUGUGAAAGUCUUAUCCCAGGAAAAGUUCUUGGAGGAUGAUCUAAGAAUCUGCAAGAUGGCGAAAGCCUGGGAGUGUGAUGGCAGGUUGAAGAAAAAGCAGAACAUUGAAGGGAAACCUUCUAGAGGAAUAAAAAUAAUCCAAGCAGAACCUCCCAGUGAGGCUGGAGUUUCUGAACAUGGUAAAUACCUUCAGACCUCUAGCCCAGAGCCAGGCCUUUUUCCACAACAGGGAACAUCUGUAGUUAUGCAGGGCCAAAAAGGAGAUAACCAGAGAGGGCGAUCCACCAUGUAUUUGAACCAAGGACAAAGAGAUCAAAUCCAUUCCAGGAAGAAACGUCGUAAGGUUAACAAAUGUCAGAAAGUGCUGGGCCAUGAUUUGGGCUCCAUAAAAAGACGUGGAAUUCUUUCUGAAGAGGAAGUUCAUGAAAGGGAGAAUUCAUUCCCUCGUAUUAAUGAAUGUGGUCCACACCAGACAACCGAUAGGGGGAAAAAGUGUAAUGAGUUAACUAAAUGGAGGAAGACAGGUCAUGCUGAACAUUACUGUCAUCAUCAGAGUAGAGAGAGACGGUACAACUGCAGUGAAUGUGGAAAGGCCUUCCAGGAAAAGGGGCAUCUUAAAGCACAUUACAGAAUCCAUACUGGAGAGAAACCUUUUAAAUGCAGUGAAUGUGGAAAGGCCUUCCAGAAAAAGGGGAAUCUUAAAGCACAUUACAGAAUCCAUACUGGAGAGAAACCUUGUAAAUGCAGUGAAUGUGGAAAGGCCUUCCUGCAAAAGGGGGAUCUUAAAAAACAUUACAGAAUCCAUACUGGAGAGAAACCUUUUAAAUGCAGUGAAUGUGGAAAGGCCUUCCCGCAAAAGGGGGAUCUUAAAAAACAUUACAGAAUCCAUACUGGAGAGAAACCUGUUAAAUGCAGUGAAUGUGGAAAGGCCUUCCUGCAAAAGGGGGAUCUUAAAAGACAUUACAGAAGUCAUACUGGAGAGAAACCUUUUAAAUGCAGUGAAUGUGGAAGGGCCUUCCAGCAAAGGUGGGAUCUUAAAAUACAUUACAGAAUUCAUAUUGGAGAGAAACCUUUUAAAUGCAGUGAAUGUGGAAGGGCCUUCCAGCAAAGGUGGGAUCUUAAAAUACAUUACAGAAUUCAUACUGGAGAGAAACCUUUUAAAUGCAGUGAAUGUGGGAAAGCCUUUUCCAGAGCUGGAACACUAAAAGGACAUCAGAGUACUCAUACUGGAGAGAAACCUUUUAAUUGCAGUGAAUGUGGGAAGACAUUCCAAAGAAAUUCUUACCUUUUAAGUCAUCAGAGGAGAAUUCAUGGAGGAAUUCAUCUUCAUGAAUGCGAUGUAUGUGGGAAAGCAUUCUAUGGGAAGCAUGAACUUACUAUUCACAGUAGAAUACAUACUGGAGAGAAACCCUAUGAAUGCAGUGAAUGUGGGAAGGCCUUUUCCAAUAAGUCAUGUCUUACCCACCAUAGCAGGAUUCAUGCUGGAGAGUGUAAACCUUAAAAUUUCUUAGACUUAUAAAUGUUGGAAAUUUCACCAUUGGGAAAUUUCAUACUUGAAAAAUUUCCUACUGAUAGUCUAUUGGAAUGUGAACCCCUUUGGCAUGGGAGGGUCCUUCUCCUCCCUACCUAAGACUACUUUAGGACAGAAACCUUUUGCUGAACAAUGGAAAGGGCUUUGACCUAUCCUUAAGCAUAGAACAGGAAUUUCUUUGAGUCAUGAUUGAUUUUAGAAUUGAUACAAUGGAGAUACUUGGAAUGACAGAACCAGGUCUUGGAAAUUGCAAUCUCCACCCUACUCAGUCCUAACAGGAUUUAGGAAGGGCUGCAGCAUAGAUCAAAAUUAUUCUAAUCUCUACCCUACUCAGGGUAAUAGGAUUUAGGAAGGGCUGUAGCAAAAGAUCAAGAUUUAAUUAUUUGAGAAUAUGACCUUCAACAGACAUGUGCAAAGCCACAGACCUCUGGGCGGUCCUGGGUUAAGCUAGAGCCACCAUUGGCAUAGGGAAAAUGAUGGACAGUGAUUGGUAGAUGUGAGAACUGAGGGGAGGGAACUUGGAUGGUUUCCUUAAAGAUAGAGGGGUCUGAGGACUGAGGGGGUUGGUUGGAGAGUUUUGGCUCUGAGUGGUUGGAGAGGUGCUCUGAGAAGCUUGCUCUGAAGGAAGCUGGAGGUGGAGGACCUUCAGACUGUUUCUCCAUUUUGGUCACAUGAGUAAUAGGGACUGAUCUCCUUCCUUUGCCCCAGCUAUCUAAGGGCUUGGGCCUUUUGGCCCAGCCUAAACAGAAGGGGUAUUUAAGCCCUAUUCCCUUCUCUCCCCUUCUCUCUCUCUCUCUCUCUCUCUCUCUCUCUCUCUCUCUCUCUCUCUCUCUCUCUCUCUAAUUCCUUUCUUCCUCCUGUUUGUAAUUAAACUCUAUAAAAGUUGACGGCUGACUUGAGUUUUCAUUUAGGAAUUACAUAGCUGAAUUCCUUGGCAACCUUAAAUUAAUAUAUAUCAGUCUUUUAAAGUGAUUUCCUUGUCACAAGAGAAACCUUUUCAAUGUGAUAUUUGAGGAAAAGUUCUGAAGGAAGGACUUUCAAAUGAGCUUCUGGUCUGGAUACUGGCUGUGCCAUUGUGUUGGUAUCUGUUCCUUUAUCUUGUUGAUGGCCAAUAUGAUGCUAAUAUUUCUGCCAUGACACCUGUUUGAUUGACAUGCCACAACCCCCAUUCCUACUUUCCUGAAUAAAGGCAAUUCAGCUGAGUCACUCUGGAACCUCUGACAGGCUGACCUGAUGACACCA
Molecule: messenger RNA, 3246 nt
Organism: Monodelphis domestica (gray short-tailed opossum)
Lineage: Eukaryota; Metazoa; Chordata; Mammalia; Didelphimorphia; Didelphidae
Biological process (GO): regulation of transcription by RNA polymerase II
Molecular function (GO): DNA-binding transcription factor activity, RNA polymerase II-specific; RNA polymerase II cis-regulatory region sequence-specific DNA binding
Source: RefSeq, a predicted model, not a curated record